UCGGUUUGUGGGCUCAUCUAAAGGUUCCGGCUCUCAUCCAAGUGACUUCUUCAGUCUCAGCUGAUCAGCAGGAGGAGAAGAGUCUGACGGAGCACCAGACGAACAUUUUCAGCCGUUUGGACUCAGCUCAGCUGCUACAGUGGACAAAAAUGUCAUCAACACAAAAGGACCAACAUGGAGCAAGACGUCAGCGCUCUCAGGAGGCCGACAAACAUCACAGAAGAAAGAGAGAGAAAACAUACAGCUGUGAUGAGUGUGGAAAGGAUUUUACUCAUGCUGGAAGCUUAAAAAGACACCAACUCAUCCACAGUGGAGUUGAGCCGUAUAGUUGUGAUGAAUGUGGAAAGUCUUUUACUCAGGCUGGACACUUCAAAACACACCAACUCAUCCACAGUGGAGUUAAAGCAUACAGCUGUGAGGAGUGUGGACUGUCUUUUAACCGGGCUGGAAGCUUAAAAACACACCAACUUGUCCACAGUGGAGUUAAAGCAUACAGCUGUGAGGAGUGUGGACUGUCUUUUAACCGGGCUGGAAGCUUAAAAACACACCAACUUGUCCACAGUGGAGUUAAAGCAUACAGCUGUGAGGAGUGUGGACAGUCUUUUACUCUGGCUGGAAGCUUAAAAAGACACCAACUCAUCCACAGUGGAGUUAAAGCAUACAGCUGUGAGGAAUGUGGACAGUCUUUUAACCGGGCUGGAAACUUGAAAACACACCAAUUCAUCCACAGUGGAGUUAAAGCAUACAGCUGUGAGGAGUGUGGACUGUCUUUUAACCGGGCUGGAAGCUUAAAAACACACCAACUUGUCCACAGUGGAGUUAAACCGUACAGCUGUGACUUGUGUGGACAGUCUUUUAACCGGGCUGGAAACUUGAAAAGACACCAACUCAUCCACAAUGGAGUUAAAGCAUACAGCUGUGAGGAGUGUGGACUGUCUUUUAACCGGGCUGGAAGGUUAAAAACACACCAACUUGUCCACAGUGGAGUUAAACCGUACAGCUGUGACUUGUGUGGACAGUCUUUUAACUGGGCUGGAAGCUUAAAAAGACACCAACUCAUCCACAGUGGAGUUAAAGCAUACAGUUGUGAUGAAUGUGGAAAGUCUUUUACUCAGGCUGGAAGCUUAAAAACACACCAACUCAUCCACAGUGGAGUUAAAGCAUACAGCUGUGAGGAGUGUGGACAGUCUUUUAACCGGGCUGGAAACUUGAAAACACACCAACUCAUCCACAGUGGAGUUAAAGCAUACAGCUGUGAGGAGUGUGGACAGUCUUUUAACCGGGCUGGAAGCUUAAAAACACACCAACUUGUCCACAGUGGAGUUAAACCGUACAGCUGUGACUUGUGUGGAAAGUCUUUUAACCGGGUUGGAAGCUUAAAAACACACCAACUCAGCCACAGUGGAAUUCAGGCGUCUAGCUGUGAUCAGUGUGAUAAAGCUUUUACUCAAAGUAUCCACUUACAGCUUCAUCAAGUUACCCACUCUGGAUUUAAGGCAUACAGCUGUCACAUUUGUGGAAAAACCUUCCGCUGGCCAGGCAGCCGAAAUAUUCACCUACGCAUUCACACCAAAAAUGAUGUUUGCUGCUGUGAUCAGUGUGGCAAAAUUUUUGUCACAUACGAAAACUUACAACGGCACAUGUUAACCCACACUGAGGAGAGACCUUAUAAAUGUGACCUGUGUGAGAAGACUUUUAAAUCUCCACUUAACCUCAAAUCACACCAAAAGAUUCACACCAGAAAGAGACUCUACAACUGCAGUUACUGUGAGAAGCAGAGCGACACAGAUGGAUGUCAACCCUGUCGUCAUUGUGGUGGUGGGAAAGAGUUUCUCUGUGACCUUUGUGGAAAGACAUUUAAUCAGCAAGAGAGCCUAAAAUGACAUCAAUGUAGACACACUGUAGAGAAAAAGAACUACUGCAAAGAAUGUGGGAGAGGCUUCCCCACACCGAGUGAAUUAAAACAACAUGAACUCUGUCACAGCUGGGUCAAAAAGCACGUGUGUGACCAGUGUGGGUCAUCAAUCAUCAGUGCAUAUCAUCUUAAAGUGCAUAAAAGAGUCCACACAGGAGAGAAACCAUACAAGUGCAGACACUGUGACAAAAGGUUCUCACUGUCAGGGAGUCAUAACAGACAUGAACGUACACAAAUGGAGGGGAACAUCAGUUGUGACCAGUGUGACAAGAGCUUCAAGAAUCUCAGUUCAUACUCUUCUCACAAGUGAUCCCACGCUGUAAAUAAACAGUUUCACUGUUACCAAUAUGCAAAACCAUUCACUUCAUUAUCUGCUCUGUGCAAACAUCAGCGUGAUCAUGCAGAACUAAAAUCACCAGAUCACAAAGAAUCUGAAGAGACAGAAAGAUCCUCUUCCUGUUUCAUCGUCAGACUUAAAAACCUUGAGAUCAGGCUCCACAGAGAUCAGAUGGAGUCUCCUGUAAAGAGUGUCAGCUGAUGUCACACUUGGAUCUGAUGAGGUAGCUCUGCUUUCUGCGCCUGCAGUGAAUAAGCCUGGAUAUUACAUUUAUGAAGCUGCAAGUAGAGAUAUGUAUACUCUUUUUGUUCUGUUUAUUCUUUGUGGAAUUUUACGAUGGUAAGCACUAGUAGUAGUAGUAUGAAACUCAUUUAGAAACCAUUUAAAGUUUGGUGGAGGCUUAUAUCCUGUUCUACCAAAUCUAAAUAUUUCACACCCAUUGAUCCUGAAAACCUUCAAUAUGAACUAAAGCCAUCAACAGGAUGUGAAACGACCACUGAUGUGACUUUAUAUCCAAGAAAAAGAUAAAAACUUCAGCUGAUCUGGGUGUGGGCUGUACUUCUCAGUAUUACCACCUUAAACAACUUGAUUGUUUUGUGGUUUCAUUGACUCUGUUAGGUCCUGUUAGGUCCAACAAUCCUUCCUGGAUUCAGUGUUUUGGUAUGAGGUGUUUGUGGGAAGACAACAGAGCGCCACCACUGUGUCAGGCUUUUAGUUUUCAUGCCACGUGUAACAGGACUCAAAUCUCUCAAAAAAUACAGCGUCUGUCUCAUCUGCCCGCAAAUAUCUGGAUGUUUUGUUGGCAGAUGUGAGAUGAGCCUUUUUGUUGUUGAAUCUCUCCCAUGGAGUCCAUCUUUGCCCAGUCUCUUUCUUAUUGGCGAAUCAUGACCUUAUCUAAGCUAAGUGAGGCAUGCAGUUCUUUAGAUAAUUUUCUGGGUUCUUCUGUGACCUCCUGGUUGAGUCAUCGAUGCGCUCUUGCAGUAAUUCUAGUCGGCCAGUUGCUCCUGGGAUGCUUCAGUACUCUUCAAUGUUUCCUCUAUCUGGAUAAUGGCUCGUGAUUCACAUGAGUCCCAAAUCCUUAGAAAUGACUUUGUAACCUUUCCAGGCUGAUCGAUGUCAGUGACUUUGUUUCUGUGCCGUUUCUUUUGAUCGUAGCAUGAUGUGCUGCUGUGUGAGAUCUUUCAGCCUGCUUCCAUACAGGAGCAGGUUGUUUUUCAUAGCCUUCUACCCUUAACAAAUUAAACCAUUUACAAACUAUUUUCCAUUGACCCAGGUAACCUUUGUCCAAUAUUUCUUUGUUUUUGAUCAUCUGAAACAUUCGAAUGUGCCAAAUAAAGAAAAAGCACUUACACCUGAGUUGAUUCAUUGUUGAAUAACUUCCAAGAUUUCAAACAUCCUUUGUUGUCAAAUCUCUGCAUAUUGUUCAUUAAACCUUUUGAACCUUG
Oreochromis niloticus (Nile tilapia) is the source of this 3697-nucleotide messenger RNA. RefSeq names its product zinc finger protein 729-like. Lineage: Eukaryota; Metazoa; Chordata; Actinopteri; Cichliformes; Cichlidae. The transcript has 5 exons. Gene Ontology annotation, molecular function: RNA polymerase II transcription regulatory region sequence-specific DNA binding; DNA-binding transcription factor activity, RNA polymerase II-specific. Gene Ontology annotation, cellular component: nucleus. Bases 150 to 1883 code for a protein of 577 amino acids. Gene Ontology annotation, biological process: regulation of transcription by RNA polymerase II. The record is from RefSeq and is a predicted model, not a curated record.